This is a messenger RNA of Salpingoeca rosetta, 780 nucleotides long. RefSeq lists its product as uncharacterized. The record is from RefSeq and is a predicted model, not a curated record. Gene Ontology annotation, cellular component: membrane; Golgi apparatus. Gene Ontology annotation, biological process: retrograde vesicle-mediated transport, Golgi to endoplasmic reticulum. The transcript is spliced from 7 exons. NCBI's taxonomy places the organism in Eukaryota, Choanoflagellata, Craspedida, Salpingoecidae. The coding region runs from base 73 to 780 and encodes 235 amino acids.
CUCAGCAAUACAGGGAGACCGACAGAGAAAAAAACCGACGAGCAACUACAACGCAGAACAGCAGCAGAGACGAUGGACAAGGAGCGACUGGCGGAGGUUCUGCGUGGGCUGCGGUCGAACCGCGGCAGCUUGAGCUGGUUCACCAAGGGCGUCAUCGCCGCCCUCCUCGUCAUGCACUUGAUCACAUACAUCCCUGGCGGCUACAACGCCAUGGCCCUCGCCCCGGGAGAAGUGGGGCCGCCCAGUCUCCACAUCUGGACCUUUGUCACAGCGCCGUUCACAGAAAAGGCACUCAUCCAGGUGCUGCUUGACAUUGUUGCCGUCUUCGUCUGUGCGAGCAUGCUUGAGCCCUUGUGGGGCGGCUUCAAGCUCCUGGAGAUGAUUGUGGUUGUGGGGGCGGCUGCCAACCUGGUCACCACCCUGUCGUACAUUGCCCUCUACGCCGCUUCAUCCAACCCAGACCUUCUGUUCUUGCCGUUCUCGGGGUUCUCUGCUGUCGUGUGCGGGCUGGCUGUGGCAUACAAGCAAUCGUUCCCUCAAGCAACCGUACAGCUCGGCCUCUUGCGUGUGCACACCAGGCAUCUGCCGCUUGCGUUGAUUGCAGCGCAUGUAGCGUUUUACCUCCUUGGCACGGGGUCCCUUGCCCAAGUCAUCCUCAGCGCGUCCGGGUUUUUGACAGCGUGGGUGUUUCUGCGCUUCUACCAGAACAGGAAUGGGGUGAAGGGCGAUCCCUCGGACGCGUUUGGUUUCGAGUCCUUCUUCCCCUCCGCUGUGCAGUGA